AUGUCAGCCGCCGACGAGGGCACGCCCAACGUGGCGUUCCAGAACGAAGCUAAAUAUCCGGGUCAAACCACCGAGUUCCGUGGCCCUGGAGUAUCCGCUGAGAACCCAGCCGGUGCCUUCCCCCGCGACCUGCGACAGCCCGACCCGGAUCCGAUCGAGGCACACCGCCCGCGCGCGACCAUCUUCCAGUCGAUCGAGAACCCCUACGCGCUGCAGGAGGCACUCACCAAGCUCGAAUCGGGCCUCGACGAGGUCAUCUCGCUCUUCCAGGCCGAAAAGAACACGCUCGCGCGCGAAGGCGGAUUCACAAAGGGCAAACAAGGAAUCGAGCUUUUCGAGUCGUGGAAGCAGCAACUGGAACGCAUCAAAGCCGGUCAAGAAUAG
Molecule: messenger RNA, 384 nt
Organism: Moesziomyces antarcticus
Lineage: Eukaryota; Fungi; Basidiomycota; Ustilaginomycetes; Ustilaginales; Ustilaginaceae
Exons: 4
Coding region: 1-384 (127 amino acids)
Source: RefSeq, a predicted model, not a curated record